GACCGGACCAGUGGAGUCAUGCUUCACACAGCUGUAUCUUGCUGGCAGCCAUUCCUAGGUCUGGCUGUGCUGCUAUUCUUCAUGGGCCCCACCAUUGGCUGCCCAGCCCGCUGUGAAUGCUCGGCGCAGAACAAGUCCGUCAGCUGUCACCGGAGGCGCCUGAUGUCUAUCCCAGAGGGCAUUCCAAUUGAAACCAAAAUCUUGGACCUCAGCAAGAACCGACUGAAGAGCGUCAACCCUGAGGAAUUUAUGACGUACCCCUUGCUGGAGGAGAUUGACCUCAGUGACAAUAUAAUCGCCAAUGUGGAGCCUGGAGCCUUUAACAAUCUCUUCAACUUGCGCUCCCUAAGGCUGAAAGGAAACCGUCUGAAGCUGGUCCCCCUCGGGGUAUUCACUGGGUUGUCAAACUUAACAAAGCUUGAUAUAAGUGAAAACAAGAUUGUCAUUUUGCUGGACUACAUGUUCCAAGAUUUGCAUAACCUAAAGUCCCUGGAGGUUGGGGACAAUGAUUUGGUUUAUAUAUCACACAGGGCCUUUAGUGGACUGCUUAGCCUGGAGCAGCUCACCCUGGAGAGGUGCAACCUCACAGCUGUACCAACAGAAGCUCUUUCCCACCUCCACAACCUCAUCAGACUUCAUUUGAAACAGCUCAACAUCAACGCUUUGCCUGCGUAUGCCUUUAAAAGAUUGUUUCGCCUGAAAGACCUGGAGAUAGACUCCUGGCCCCUCCUGGACAUGCUGCCUGCCAACAGCCUGUACGGUCUCAACCUGACUUCUCUCUCCAUCACCAACACCAACCUGUCCGCAGUACCUUACACUGCUUUUAAACAUCUGGUUUACCUGACACAUCUAAACUUGUCCUACAACCCCAUCAGCACCAUUGAAGCAGGCAUGCUUUCAGAUUUGGUACGCCUGCAGGAACUCCACAUGGUGGGGGCCCAGUUACGUACCAUCGAACCACAUGCUUUCCAAGGGCUCCGAUUCUUACGAGUGCUUAAUGUGUCACAAAAUCUGCUAGAAACCCUAGAAGAGAAUGUAUUUCAUUCCCCCAAAACCCUUGAGAUCCUCUGCAUUAACAACAAUCCUCUGGCCUGUGACUGCCGUCUCCUUUGGAUUUUACAGAGGCAGCCCACUUUGCAGUUUGGAGGGCAACCACCAAUGUGCGCUGGCCCAGACAGUGUCAAGGAGAGGUCAUUCAAAGAUUUUCACAGCACAGCCCUCUCCUUUUACUUCACCUGUAAGAAGCCCAGGAUUCAAGACAAGAAGCUGCAAUACCUGGUUGUGGAGGAAGGGCAGACAGUGCAGCUGAUGUGCAAUGCUGAUGGGGAUCCGCAGCCCACCAUAUCCUGGGUUACCCCACGUCGGAGGCUGAUCACAACUAAGUCAAAUGGAAGAGCCACUGUGCUGGGAGAUGGCACACUGGAGAUCAGAUUUGCUCAAGACCAGGACACUGGGAUCUAUGUUUGUAUUGCAAGUAACGCAGCUGGGAAUGACACCUAUUCGGCCUCCCUUACGGUAAAGGGGUUUACUUCAGACCGUUUCCUUUAUGCCAACAGGACCCCUAUGUAUAUGACAGACUCCAACGACACCAGUUCCAAUGGAACUAAUGCAAACACUUUCUCUCUGGACCUUAAGACAAUAUUGGUGUCCACAGCUAUGGGCUGCUUCACAUUCCUUGGAGUGGUUUUAUUUUGUUUCUUACUUCUUUUUGUGUGGAGCCGAGGGAAAGGCAAACACAAAACCAGCAUUGACCUUGAAUAUGUCCCUCGCAAAAACAAUGGUGCUGUAGUUGAAGGGGAGGUUGCUGGACCGCGAAGGUUCAAUAUGAAAAUGAUUUGAUGGUGUUCUGCUAGCAGUACUUCUUCUGUGGCAUUAUAACCAAUUAAACCAGCCUGGCAUGUGGAAUUGCUGGGUAAACACAGCUUAACGCAGCUGUCACUGUAUCAAAAGGUUACGUGGAAAUCAAAAGACUAUUUGUGGUUGUACAGCAGAGCCUCCAGACCUUGAGGCAGAUAUGUCAGGGCCUUUCAUAGAACUGGUAAAUUGUACUAACUGUUUGCAUUGCAAAUAUUGGCAUUCUGGGGAUAUCAGCAAUGAACCUUUGGCUCAUGCUCAUGGACAAUUGUUCAACAUUUUCUACCACUACAGAAAGAAAAAGGAAAAGGAAAAAAAUAAGCCUACAGUGUAGGAUUUACAUACUUAAAGAAAAAGACACAUUUGUCUAAAGCAUACUCUACAGUGAAAUUU
Molecule: messenger RNA, 2247 nt
Organism: Numida meleagris (helmeted guineafowl)
Lineage: Eukaryota; Metazoa; Chordata; Aves; Galliformes; Numididae
Gene: LINGO2
Product: leucine rich repeat and Ig domain containing 2
Exons: 1
Coding region: 19-1839 (606 amino acids)
Molecular function (GO): protein binding
Source: RefSeq, a predicted model, not a curated record